UCACUUCCUGUAAAAUAAUGCUCAACCGAAACGGCUACAUGUGAAACACAGACAAAACCUCCGGCACUAUUUCAGAAGAAUGAGAAAAGGGUUGACUUCUCAAUCGCCUCGUGAAGACCUUUCCCCGCUGAAUGAAAUGGCAUUGUAGGCCAGAGACACUGUAACAGCCAGCCGGGCUGCCAUGGACGCCCUGACUGUCAGUGGGAUCCAGCUCUCUCCAGUGAGACACUUUGAACGGAUGGUGGACAUCAGGGCAGAGAAACGGGAACACCUGCGAGGACGCAACAACGUGACGUCAUGUCGCAGCCCCACUCGAGAAGUGGACACCAGACGGAUCAAGAAUGAACUGAAGGAAAAAAGGCAACGUGAAUUUCUGAGGAGGAGAUCAGUGAGCCCCGAGGCGUGUGCUUCGAAUACUACAAACUAUUAUUCUGGGCAAAAACGUUCACCAAAUACAUUUUCCAUGAAACAAUACAGUUCAAUCAGCAAGUCGGAGACAUUGCACACAAAUGUCCAGUAUACUCCAACCGCUGAUGGGAAGCGCACUAUGUUUUUAACACCAAACAGCAGCGUUUCUGGAGGCCAAAGCACCAGCAACUGGGCUUCAUUAUGGACAGAACAGGUAACUCUGCUGAGGCAGGAGAAAGGCCAAGCAAGGAAACAAGCAUCUAACUCCACGCCAGCAGCAAAGGAAUCGAACCAGCUCCGGGCGGCGAGCGCGGACAGAAGAGAGAAUAGUGUUAAUGCUCAAAAGACAAACCUCAAAGCAUUCAUCCGAGCAGAAAAGAUUCUCCAGAAGAAUAUACAGCGAGAGACCAGCGUGCAGACAGAGUCAGGUCUUGUCAUGGUCAGAGAGUCUGAUCUUCAGAAGCUAACUGACUACUUGCAGGAGGCCCUGUGGAGAGAGGAGGUGAUGAAGAAGAAGCUUUCCGCCCUCCAAGAAGCCACGUCCAGCCUGGUGAACUCCUCCAGCACAAUAUGGAGGGCUCGCUGCUCUGAAGACUUGCUGAGAAGCAAGAUCCAGGCUCUGGAAGCGCAGCUGCAAGUCUGCCUGCAGAAGCUUCCCAAAGAUGGAGUGAAAAAACUGGGGAUACAGCUGGAGAGGCAGAAACUGGUGUAUGAGGAGAAGGCCCUGAUCGCCCUGCAGAAGGUCAUACAGGAAAAAACUGAUGCGCUCAUCAAGGCUGAGACAAUGCAGGAAGCGCUGAUUACAGCGAAAGCAGAGGCAGUGAAGUGGCAGAGCCUUUAUGAAGAGCUGCAGCUGAGCUAUGGAAAGCUUAUGGAGAACCAAUACCUCAGUAUUGAACAGCUGCAGCAGCUGCACAGCCAAGUCGAGCGGAUUAGAACCAGGGAGGCCGAGCUGGAGGAGGAGGUGGUGUCAUUGCAACGAGAGAAGAAGGAGCUCCAGUACAACAUCUGUCUGCUGAAGGAAGACUAUGAGAUUUUAACAGAGGAAAUCCAGCACCAGAAAGACGACGGCAAUGAGAGUCAGGGCUUUGUGGUGCAUGCGCUUCCGACGUCAGAGGAAGAAGAGCCUCGCAUGAGGAGAGACUCUCAGGUGGAGGAGCAGCUCCGCCACACUCAGGACAAACUCCUACUCAAAGAGAAAGAGUGCGAGGAGCUGCAGACAGAGCUGCACACCAUGGAGCAGGAAUGCCGGUCCAGCCAGGCCCGGCUGUCGCAGUGCAGGGACGAGCUCCGGCAACUCAGCCACCGCAGCAGGAGACCGACACGAUGUGGCUCCUGGUGGAAAGUGUGCGUGACCUUCCUCCUUCUCCUUGCUGUGGCGGGCGUUGCCAUUUUGUGGCUGUGGCAUCCUCCUUUCAGGGAGCAAGUGGAAGACCUGUACUCAGACAUGGAAACACGUAUUGAAAACUAUCUCAUGGACAUGGCGUCUCCUCAACACUCAGGCUGUUUUAGACCAAUAUGAUAAUAUCAGGAGAAAUGUUUUUUUGUUUUUGUUGCUUUAAAUUAAAAAACUUGGAUGUAGGAUGUAGUUGUGUUAUAAUUCUUUAUUUCAGACGUUUGUGAAAAUGUUGUGUUGACAAGGGGAGGAUAUUUGCAGGAGGUUCAGUGUGAAAAAUAAAAAAAUGUCUUUUUAAUGUUACAACAAUAAAAACAUGCUAAAGCAAACGUCACUAGCUGGCGGAGGUUGGUAAGAUUUUGUGUCAAUAAUAUCAACUCACACAAAUAAGAGCACAGGAAGUAUCCUUUGUACUGUACUGUAGGUCAGCAGCACUGCGUUGCCUUUAAGGCGUUACACGCACCACCUUGAAUCAUUAAAAAGCCAUGAAACCCUUUACACAAAGACAAAACGGAGGGUAUUUUAGCUGAUGCUCUUAAAAGAAAGGAGAGUAAGCAUGCAAUAAAGUGCCAGUCGAGCUUUACAUGUUCUGGAAUAAAGUAAUAUUGUUAUUAUAAUGAA
Gasterosteus aculeatus aculeatus (three-spined stickleback) is the source of this 2425-nucleotide messenger RNA. It is a transcript of the gene traf3ip3, whose product is annotated as TRAF3 interacting protein 3. NCBI's taxonomy places the organism in Eukaryota, Metazoa, Chordata, Actinopteri, Perciformes, Gasterosteidae. The record is from RefSeq and is a predicted model, not a curated record.